CAACGAACGAGUCGACGAGAUUGACAACACGACAAGGCAGAGGGCUGCUCCUGCUUCUGCUCCUGCUUCUGCUCCUGCUUCUGCUUCUGCUGGUGUCACUGGAGCUGCUGGAGCUGCGGUACCUGCUGCUUGGUGCCACUGUUGUUACUGCUCAGGCGCUGUCUCGCUGUUGAAAAAGAGCAGGUGUAUUCUCGUCUGCUGUUGCACAUCUCUACCGCACCACCGGCACAAUGCCGUCCCAGACCAUUGAAGAGUGCUGGGAAGGGUUGUUGCCAGUGGUCAACGUCAUCUUUCAAUCAUCCAACAACACGGUCAAUCUAAACCAUAAACGCUACAUGGAGGCAUAUGCGGCUGUUUACAACUUCUGCACUACCAACCGCCCACCUUCAUCCAACAGCCAUCGUGAUCCAAGCCACAUCGUGGGUCAUGACAUGUACCGCAAAGUGGCCGACUACCUGGAACAACGUUGCAUUAGCUUGCGCAAGGAGUUGGAGGCGUACGAGGGAGUUGAGCUGCUUGAGAAGCACCGGCAAUUCUGGGAAGAUUUCCUUUUCUCGCGUCGCGUCUUGAACAACAUCUUCAUGUAUAUCAACCGUCACUGCGUUGCCCGAGCCCUGGAGAACCCAGAUCACAAAAAGAACAAGAUGUUUGAGCUCGAUCGCUUGGCUUUGCUCAAGUGGCGUGAACAUCUUUUCAAGGCGUGCGAGCCAAAGCUCAUCCGGGCGAUGCUUGACAUGGUUGAGCGCGAUCGUAACGGCGAAGCUGUGAGCACCAAUCUGCUCCGCUCAGCCGUCGAUUGCUUGUGUUCCCUUCAAGCUGAGGCCAUGGUUGCCCUGCGCCCCACCAGCAACGCUGCCAGCCGCACCUCCAGCGUCGAUACCCGUCAACACGAGCAGCAGCGCCUCGAGGUCUACGCCAACUCAUUCCAGCAGCCGUUCCUUGAUGCCACUCUCAAGUAUUACAAGCAGGAGUCAGAGCAAUUCUUGGCUGAGAACAGUAUUUCCGACUACCUCAAGCUUGUUACCAAGCGAGUCCAACAGGAAGAGCAGCGUGUCCAACAGUAUCUUCAUGCCUCCACCAAUGAGCCCCUGGCUGAAGCUUGCAACGAUGCUCUCAUCCGGCAUCAAAUCCCUCUGUUCAACGGCGAGAUUGAUACUUAUCUGCAACAGGAGCGCAAUGAAGCCGGGUUGACCAGUUGUGCUCAUGCACUGAUCCGAGUGAUAGAUUUGCAUCAUUUGUAUGUGCUACUAUGCCGCUUGCCGGACGGCGUCAACGUCUUGCUGGAAAAGCUCGAGGCUCACAUUAUUGCCAAAGGCCGAGAGGCCAUUGAUGCCCUGGGCAAAAUCUCCAUGUCGGGCGAGGACAGUAAGAAAUACGUUGAAGCUCUGUUGCAGGUGUACGAGCAGUUCAACGCGCUUGUGCGCAACGCCUUUAACGACAAUCCCCGCUUCAUCGAGAGCCGUGACAAGGGCUGCCGUACUUUUGUCAAUUCAAACAGCGUCACCCAGGCCACCAAGCUGGCUCGCUCCCCAGAGUUGCUCGCCAAAUACUGCGACAGCCUGUUGAAAAACUCUUCCAAGCAUCCCGAAAAUGUGCUUGAAAACCUCUUGUCCGAGCUCAUGGUCAUUUUUAACUACCUUGAUGACAAGGACGUUUUUGAGCAGUUUUACAAGAAGAUGUUGGCCAACCGUCUCAUCCAGGACAAGUCGGCAUCAGACGACGCCGAGGCCAGCAUGCUUUCCAAGCUCAAGGACGCUUGUGGUGGUGAAUACACCAACAAACUGCAGCGCAUGUUCCAGGACAUGGCCACAAACAAACAAACAAACGCCAAGUUCAAGGAGCAUCUGGAUCAAAGUGGACACAUUAUGGUUAAAAUCCACGGUGAAGAAAAGCCGCUGGAUUUCAACGUGCGUGUUUUGACUACCACCACCUGGCCUUUUGCUUCCAAGCUCAAGAUGGUCAUUCCCACCAUCCUGGACAAUUGUAUCAAACGCUAUGAGCUCUUUUACGCGCAAGCCCACACCGGCCGCAAACUGGACUGGGUGUACCACUUGUGCAAAGGCGAGAUUUUGAUGCUCUACACCAAAAAGGAGCGUGUUCUGGAAGCCAACACCGUCCAGAUCUCCCUGCUGCUGGCUUUCAACGAAGGCGACAGUUUCACGAUGGAAAACUUUAUGAAUCAGACGGAGCUGCAGAUGGAUAUCAUUCAGCCCCAGCUUGAUUUGCUCACCAAGGCCAAAAUCCUGCUUUUGGAGGAUGGUCGAUACAGUCUCAACUUCAAGUACAAUUACAAAAAGUUGCGCGUCAAGAUCGAUCAGCCCGUUCGCUCGGAGCAAAAGGCGGACACCGAGAGCACUCACAAGGCUGCCGAGGAGGAUCGCAAGUUUAUCAUUCAGGCCUGCAUUGUGCGCAUCAUGAAGACGCGCAAACACAUGAAGCAUCAGCAGCUCAUGCAAGAAACGCUGGAACAGCUGAGCCGCCGCUUCAAGCCCAAAGUUUCUGCCAUCAAGCGCAACAUUGAGUCACUCAUCGAGGCAGAAUACCUCCGUCGACGCGAGGGUGAACGCGAGGUGUACGAGUAUCUUGCAUAAAAGAUGCUGGCGGCCAUGUCGCCAGCAAGCCGAAAGCAUGUGCGCGGCUUGCUGUGUUUCCAUCCCUCGCUUUGUGCACAAUCUAAGAAGGAAGGCGGCAGUCCCGACCACUGCGUGGGCAAGGGCAUCGCAUGCGUCACAUUGGUGCUGGACAUUGUUGCAUCGAGAAGGGAGCAUUCUGUGGCUGCAAGCUCUUUUUGUGUCUCGUUGUCAUCUCAUUCCUCAGCUCCUGCCAGCAAUCCUUCGUUGCUCAGACUGCCACCAUAGUUUGCAGCAGUUUCUCGACCACCAAACGCAAUUUACACCCAGAUUCACUCUA
Messenger RNA from Monosiga brevicollis MX1, 2910 nucleotides. RefSeq lists its product as uncharacterized. The record is from RefSeq and is a predicted model, not a curated record. NCBI's taxonomy places the organism in Eukaryota, Choanoflagellata, Craspedida, Salpingoecidae. Gene Ontology annotation, cellular component: SCF ubiquitin ligase complex. The coding region runs from base 231 to 2591 and encodes 786 amino acids. Gene Ontology annotation, biological process: protein ubiquitination; SCF-dependent proteasomal ubiquitin-dependent protein catabolic process. Gene Ontology annotation, molecular function: ubiquitin protein ligase binding. The transcript has 21 exons.